UUAUUUUAUUUUAUUUUCAUUUUUUUUCCCUCUCAGUCUAUUUCUCCUCCCACCACUUUCUACUGUUUUUCUCUCCUAAAAAAAUACUCUCUCUCUCUCUCUCUCUCUCUCUCUCUCUCUCUCUCUCAUGGCGACUGCGGCUUUCAGAGGGGCAAAUGCUUCUUCUGGCAUGGGUGUUUCUGACCACAGCAAAGCCACAUACCUAGAACUGCAGAGAAAGAAGGUGCACCGUUAUGUGAUCUUUAAGAUUGAUGAGAAGAAAAAAGAGGUUGUGGUUGAGAAGACUGGAGGACCAGCUGAGAGCUAUGAUGAUUUUUCUGCUUCCUUGCCUGAGAAUGAUUGUCGAUAUGCUGUCUAUGACUUUGAUUUUGUGACUUCCGAGAAUUGCCAGAAGAGCAAGAUCUUCUUCAUUGCAUGGUCUCCUUCGGUGUCUCGCAUUCGUGCAAAAAUGCUUUAUGCAACUUCCAAGGACAGGUUCAGAAGAGCACUGGAAGGCAUCCAUUAUGAAAUCCAGGCAACUGACCCAACUGAGAUGGAUCUUGAGGUACUCAAGGACCGUGCACACUAAGCACUCUCUGGAUCAGAAGUGUUUCAAAUCUUGAGAAGAACAUGUGCAACCUGGAGGAAAUUCCUUUCUUGCUUCAAUUAGCUGUGGAUUGCUUCUCAUAUAUCGCUGUCACAGAGUACAUGUAGCUUAAUUGUAUAAAUAAUCGACACCUGAGAAGGCUGAUCGGGAGUUCGUAGGUAUGGACAAAUUUGAGCUCCUUAUUGCCAUGAUGCUUCUUAGCUGAUGUCGGAUACGGUUAUGCAUGUUAAUUGUUAAUCAUCUUUCUGUUGACUAA
Hevea brasiliensis (rubber tree) is the source of this 842-nucleotide messenger RNA. Its product is annotated as actin-depolymerizing factor. The transcript has 3 exons. Gene Ontology annotation, molecular function: actin filament binding. Gene Ontology annotation, biological process: actin filament depolymerization. The coding region runs from base 128 to 568 and encodes 146 amino acids. Gene Ontology annotation, cellular component: actin cytoskeleton; cytoplasm. NCBI's taxonomy places the organism in Eukaryota, Viridiplantae, Streptophyta, Magnoliopsida, Malpighiales, Euphorbiaceae. The record is from RefSeq and is a predicted model, not a curated record.